AUGCACAUCCUGGUCGUCAAUGAUGAUGGUCCACCAAGCACCAACCUCUCACCAUAUCUUCGACCUCUAGUCGACACCCUCAAAGCAAACGGCCACCAAGUCUCCGUAGCAAUCCCGGCAGCCUCACGCUCCUGGAUCGGCAAAGCCCACCUAAUCGAAGCCUCCCUCACAGCAAGCUACGUACACCCAGACGCCUUCCACGCCGACGGCAGCUGGGACACGAGCUUCGAAUCCCCAGACCCCGAAAACGACUGGGUAGUGAUCCGCAACGGCACACCAGCCAGCUGCGCACAACUAGGUCUGUACAACCUGUUCAGUGAGCGCGCGCCUAUCGACCUCGUCAUCUCGGGCCCGAACCACGGCCGCAAUGCCUCUACCAUCUACAACCUGUCCUCGGGGACGGUAGGCGGUGCGCUGGAAGCGGUGUUCUGUGGUAAGCGCGGGAUUGCCAUCUCGUUUGGUAGCAAGGAUCCGCAGCCUGAUGAUGUUAUUGCCGCGGCCGCGAGACUGGCUGUCAGAGUCGUGCGGCAUCUGUUUGAGAACUGGGAUGAGCGCGUGGAGCUUUAUAAUAUCAACGUCCCGAUGGUUCUGGAUGUUGAGGAGAGGCCUGUGCUGUAUACACACACGUUGCCGUAUUAUUGGCCCAGGGGCUGUUUGUAUGCCGAGGAGGGGGUGAAAAAGAAGGUUAAUGGUGUGAACGGUGUUCAUGUCAAUGGCGAAACGAAUGGCUACAUGAAUGGUCAUAUGAAUGGCCAUAUGAAUGGCCAUACGAAUGGCACGUAUGUUAAUGGACAUGCUCAUGCGCCAGCCAGACAGCGCCACUUCAAGUGGUCUGCUGAUUUGUCGGAUAUGAAGAAGACGUUGCAGGAGAGUGAGGUUGGCACGGAUGCUCAUACUGUGCUCAAUGGGUCGACUAGUGUGACUGCCCUCCGAGCCAACUUCUGGCAUGUCCCCGGUCUUGAAGGGCCGCUGGACCUUGAUUCUUGA
This is a messenger RNA of Penicillium roqueforti, 987 nucleotides long. Its product is annotated as 5'/3'-nucleotidase SurE. The transcript is spliced from 3 exons. Lineage: Eukaryota; Fungi; Ascomycota; Eurotiomycetes; Eurotiales; Aspergillaceae. Gene Ontology annotation, molecular function: hydrolase activity. Gene Ontology annotation, cellular component: P-body. Bases 1 to 987 code for a protein of 328 amino acids. The record is from RefSeq and is a predicted model, not a curated record.